Molecule: messenger RNA, 3596 nt
Organism: Nycticebus coucang (slow loris)
Lineage: Eukaryota; Metazoa; Chordata; Mammalia; Primates; Lorisidae
Gene: CNTN3
Product: contactin 3
Exons: 23
Coding region: 197-3283 (1028 amino acids)
Biological process (GO): brain development; cell-cell adhesion
Molecular function (GO): cell-cell adhesion mediator activity
Source: RefSeq, a predicted model, not a curated record
GCCGGGGCUCGGCGGGGACGGCGCGGACGGGGCGCUGCGGCGGCGGCUGGCGCGGGCGCGCACGGCGGCCCCGGGGCCCCGGAGAGCGGCGGCGGCGUGCGGGCUGCAGGGACCGGAUUAAAGGAUUUACCUGAAGACAAAGCAUUCUAUUCAUCAGAGACUGGACAAGAGUUACUCUUGCUUUUGGCAAUUAAAGAUGAUGUUGCCAUGGAAACAGUUGAUCCUGCUUUCAUUCAUUGGCUGCUUAGGAGGUGAGCUUCACUUACAAGGCCCUGUGUUUAUCAGAGAGCCCAGCAACAGCAUUUUCUCUGUUGGUUCAGAGGAUAAAAAAAUAACUUUAAAUUGUGAAGCAAGAGGCAGCCCUUCACCUCAUUACAGAUGGCAGCUGAAUGGAAGUGAUAUUGAUAUGAGUCUGGAACAUCGUUAUAAGUUGAGUGGAGGCAAUCUUGUGGUCAUUAACCCCAACAGAAAUAGGGAUACGGGAAGUUACCAGUGUUUCGCAACCAAUUCACUUGGAACAAUUGUCAGCAGAGAAGCUAAGCUCCAGUUUGCCUAUCUUGAGAAUUUUAAAACCAAAAUGAGAAGUACAGUGUCUGUGCGCGAAGGCCAGGGGGUCGUGCUGCUCUGCGGCCCCCCACCACACUCUGGGGAACUAUCAUAUGCUUGGAUCUUCAAUGAAUACCCAUCGUUUGUUGAGGAAGAUAGUCGGAGAUUUGUCUCUCAAGAGACAGGACACCUCUACAUAUCGAAGGUGGAGCCCUCCGAUGUGGGAAAUUAUACGUGUGUGGUGACAAGUACAGUGACCAAUGCCAGAGUGCUGGGCUCGCCCACUCCUCUGGUGCUGCGUUCUGAUGGUGUGAUGGGUGAAUAUGAACCCAAAAUAGAAGUUCAGUUUCCAGAAACUCUUCCAGCAGCUAAAGGCUCAACUGUGAAAUUGGAAUGUUUUGCUCUUGGAAAUCCCAUACCUCAGAUUAAUUGGAGAAGAAGUGAUGGACUGCCAUUUUCCAGCAAAAUCAAAUUAAGGAAGUUCAACGGGAUGCUGGAAAUCCCCAACUUCCAACAGGAAGACGCAGGUUCCUAUGAAUGCAUUGCUGAGAAUUCCCGAGGAAAAAACGUCGCCAGGGGGCGUCUCACUUACUAUGCAAAGCCUCAUUGGGUUCAGCUUAUAAAGGAUAUGGAAAUAGCUGUUGAGGACAGUCUUUACUGGGAAUGCCGAGCAAGUGGAAAGCCCAAACCAUCCUACCGGUGGUUAAAAAACGGAGAGGCCCUGGUGCUAGAGGAGAGAAUACUGAUAGAAAAUGGUGCACUUACAAUAUCAAACCUAAAUGUGAGUGAUUCUGGGAUGUUCCAGUGUAUAGCAGAAAACAAACAUGGCCUUGUCUAUUCCAGUGCUGAGCUCAAGGUCGUUGCCUCUGCUCCAGAUUUCUCAAAGAAUCCAAUGAAAAAGUUGGUUCAGGUGCAGGUGGGCAGCCUGGUUAGCUUGGACUGUAAACCCAGAGCCUCCCCAAGGGCACAGUCCUCCUGGAAGAAAGGAGAUGUGAUUGUGCGAGAGCAUGAAAGAAUUUCUUUUUUAAAAGAUGGAGGACUCAAAAUAGCCAAUGUGACUAAAGCUGAUGCGGGAACUUACACCUGCACAGCAGAAAACCAGUUCGGGAAGGCUAAUGGCACAACACACCUGGUUGUCACAGAACCAACGAAAAUAACUUUGGCUCCAUCCAACAUGGAUGUAUCUGUUGGCGAAAGCGUCAUUUUGCCCUGCCAGGUGCAACAUGACCCACUGUUAGACAUCAUGUUUACCUGGUAUUUCAAUGGGGCCCUUGCGGAUUUUAAGAAGGAAGGAUCUCACUUUGAGAAAGUUGGUGGGAGUUCAUCUGGUGAUUUAAUGAUCAGAAACAUUCAGCUGAAACACAGUGGAAAAUAUGUUUGUAUGGUGCAAACUGGAGUGGACAGUGUUUCGUCUGCCGCUGACCUCAUAGUACGAGGUUCCCCUGGACCACCAGAAAAUGUGAAGGUAGAUGAAAUUACAGAUACAACAGCCCAACUCUCUUGGAAAGAAGGUACAGACAACCAUAGCCCAGUUAUAUCCUAUUCUAUCCAGGCUAGGACACCUUUCUCCGUGGGUUGGCAAACCGUCACAACAGUGCCUGAGGUCAUCGAUGGGAAAACACACACAGCUACUGUAGUCGAGUUAAACCCAUGGGUGGAAUACGAAUUUCGGGUUGUAGCCAGUAACAAAAUUGGAGGUGGAGAACCCAGUUUACCCUCAGAAAAAGUAAGAACUGAAGAGGCAGUUCCAGACGUGCCUCCUUCUGAAGUCAAUGGAGGAGGCGGAAGCCGGUCUGAACUAGUGAUAACCUGGGAUCCAGUCCCGGAAGAACUGCAGAAUGGUGAAGGUUUUGGGUAUGUUGUUGCUUUCCGCCCUCUGGGGGUCACCACCUGGAUCCAGACAGUGGUGACAUCCCCUGAUACCCCAAGAUAUGUCUUUAGGAAUGAAAGCAUCGUGCCAUUUUCACCGUAUGAAGUUAAAGUGGGUGUUUAUAAUAACAAAGGUGAAGGACCAUUUAGCCCAGUGACAACAGUGUUCUCUGCAGAAGAAGAGCCUACAGUGGCCCCAUCUCAAGUCUUUGCAAAUAGCCUAUCUUCCUCAGAAAUUGAAGUUUCAUGGAAUACCAUUCCUUGGAAGUUGAGUAAUGGGCACUUACUUGGCUAUGAGGUGCGGUACUGGAAUAGUGGAGGAAAGGAGGAAUCCUCAAGCAAGGUCAAAGUGGCAGGAAAUGAGACAUCAGCCAGACUCCGGGGCCUGAAGAGCAACCUGGCCUAUUACACAGCUGUCCGGGCUUACAACAGUGCUGGCCCUGGUCCCUUUAGCGCCACAGUUAAUGCAACCACCAAGAAAACUCCUCCCAGUCAGCCUCCAGGAAAUGUAGUUUGGAAUGCCACAGACACUAAAGUGUUGCUUAAUUGGGAACAAGUUAAAGCCAUGGAGAAUGAAUCAGAAGUAACAGGAUAUAAAGUUUUCUAUAGGACUAGCAGUCAACACAAUGUGCAAGUACUGAGCACAAAUAAAACUUCAGCUGAGCUGUUGCUGCCGGGUAAAGAGGACUACAUUAUUGAAGUCAAAGCCACAACAGAUGGAGGGGAUGGGACAAGUAGUGAACAGAUCAGGAUCCCACGAAUCACCAAUAUAGAUGCAAGAGGAUCCACGUCAGCCAUCUCCAGUGUCCACCCCAUGUCAACUUAUAUGCCUAUAGUACUGUUCUUUAUUGUAAAUGCCCUGUGGUGAUACCCACUCCUUUUUAUUACUUAUUGGAAAGUUAAUUGGUUACCCCAAAAGAAGUGCUUUCAUGAAAUGCAGUGAUUAUGCAUGAUUUUUUCAAUUCUUUAUUUUUAACUUUCUACUUCAUUAUAGGUACAAUAUGAAUAUAAUAAAAAAAAGUUAAUCCUUUUAGAGGAAUCUGAAAUGCCUUAAUAUUAACUUGAUAUACCAAAGGAAUUUACAUAUUACAUACUUCAGACUUUUGAUAUAAAUAUUCUUAAGCUAAGAGUUUAAGCACUGCCUAUGAAUGAAGACUCACAUACUCCCGUAUGUACGCGCU